This is a messenger RNA of Anopheles stephensi (Asian malaria mosquito), 11627 nucleotides long. RefSeq names its product cytochrome P450 18a1 (gene Cyp18a1). Bases 8162 to 9763 code for a protein of 533 amino acids. The transcript has 9 exons. Gene Ontology annotation, biological process: xenobiotic metabolic process. Lineage: Eukaryota; Metazoa; Arthropoda; Insecta; Diptera; Culicidae. Gene Ontology annotation, molecular function: oxidoreductase activity, acting on paired donors, with incorporation or reduction of molecular oxygen, reduced flavin or flavoprotein as one donor, and incorporation of one atom of oxygen; heme binding; iron ion binding. Gene Ontology annotation, cellular component: intracellular membrane-bounded organelle; cytoplasm. The record is from RefSeq and is a predicted model, not a curated record.
ACGAUUGGGUAUGGUUAGGUCGCGCGACUGUUGAUCGAUCGAAUGCGGACAUUCUAGAAACGGGGACAAAUCACAAAGAUUCACGAAUGCAUAUAAUCAGCAAUCCGAUGAAUUCAAAGUACGACGAUAUGGGCGAACAUGUCAUACAGAUCAAUAGUUUCGAUAAUCCCAACCAUAUUCAGUUGCCAUCAGCUGUAACUGUACCUUUUCUUAAUAGUCGCGCGAGCAUCGUAACAAAUGAGAAAACGGCUACACCAAUUAAUUCCUGCACAUAUAAGACGCGUGAUACGCACAGUCGUGCUAUGAUAAACGAUGAGGCGUCGUUACUUCCCCAACGGAGUAUUGCAACGACGGUUGUAGAUCGUAUCGAGUACCGUCCACCAGUUCCACCGCACCGUAAUAUAGGUGUAACUGCUCAUAUUUCUAAUAAGCAACUGCCUAUUGAGGCUGCUCCUCAGUUAAAAGCUUCGAAGCGCUAUCAUCAUCGUCCUCCUAGAUACAGCGGUGGAAUAGCGCUCAGUAGUAUGAGUAGCAGUUGCUCAAACACAAAUCCUGCUUUCGAUAUACAAUUACAGAACGCUUCUGACUUGCAACCGCGUAAUAUGAAUCAUACUCAACAACAAACAAACUUAGUACUUUUCAACAACGGCAAAUCAGGUCAAGCAAAACAAUACGAAUCGGUGCAACCCGUUUCGGCUAGAAGAACAAACGAAUCACCUCACUCGUUUGAAAACAUGGGCUUCUCUAUCAUGUCACUGUCUAACGCGGAAGAUUACCAAAAUGGAGAGAAGAAUCAUCAAAAACAUCGGCGUCCAAAGGAAUUACACAUGGCUGAACGCUUAGUAGAGCAACCAAAUUGUCAGCAGACGGCAUUUAAAUUUGACACUAUUAAUCAACAUCAAAAAUAUCAUCAUCCAUUCCAAUGUGCUGAGUCGUCAGUAUCAUCAGCAGAGGGAGCCACAAAUCCCGGCGAACGAAGGAGUUCUGGAGACUGUCAAAAUGUCCAGCAACCAGUUAACAAACCUGUUGACAAAACAUCAAGCAGAGUUUGCAGCGUCGCGAAACCAAAACACAUCGAGGAAGAAAGUCAAAAUCAUAUGCCUCUUUCCUCUGACGACGAUGGUGGCUUUGCCGUAGCAGUGGAACAAUCCUGUAGGAAAAAAAAAGUGCAUAUGGAAAGUACUUCUCCAGUCCAUGCUGCGGUCCUGAAUGCAGCACCGAAAAAAUCUAACAAUAAACCGACUGUGGUGGGAAAUCCGAUGUUUUCAACUACGCCAGACAGUGAAUUUGGACCGGGCGAAAGUCUAGGAUUAGAUGACCUAGAUAUGGAUUACGAACAAAUUAUGCAUUACUUCGAUAACCUGAAGGAAUCGAACGCCUGAGUGCAGGAGAUCAUUGCAAAGAUUCGCGAAAUAUUAGCCACGUUUCAGCAGCAGUAUAGAAACGUGGCGAAAACACCGAUGUCCAGUCCAACGUGUAUUCCCGGUAUAAAAGAUCCUAACUUUGAGCAGUUUUUUGAGCAUUUGAGUGAAUCGUACGCAUAAAAACGGAUAAGGCUAUUAUUGUAGGUUUUACUGCACCCAACGCAACAUCUGCCUCAUAUCCCCGCAAAAGUAUAGCAAUGUUGUCAUUUUCAAAAAUACUGAGUGAUGUAAUUACAAAACGUCCGUACAAAAUGAUCACGAUCAGCGAUUGUGAUUUAAUGUUCUUAGAAAUAUUUUUGUAAAAUUUAUUUAUUAUUGGGUGCCAUAUCACCUGGCGAAGCUUAGUGUAAUAGCAUUUAUUAUCUUCAUACAUACCAGUGGUCGAGCGUACUAGAAGCGAAAAGAUUGGACAAAGAAUAUUUUUAUCAGAAACUAUACCGAAUCACAAUCCAUAGCAUAAUAUAAUAGACGCUCCUUUCCCUAGUUUGGUUCUGCGUUAUAUUAUAGAGAUCUCAGGUUUUAAUUUUAGCUAUUUCCAGAAAUGAUCCGUUGAAUAUUUAAGUGCUGCUUGAAGUUUCCCGGUUUAGAACCCAGUUUGCAAGUACCCCUCCAAAAAUCAUGCACAUUCGCUAGUGUGCUGCUAUUUUCGGAGUUCAGUUAUACUCGCUAUGAUUUUACUCAAAGAGCGGAUCUAUAAAAUUUGCGAAUUUGCAGUGAUCUAAAGAAAAAGCUAUCGAAUAUCUUAACGUAAAUAAUAUUGUCGAAGUCAAUAGAUUAAAUAUACAUAAUAUAAUGGAAUAUUGCACCUGAUGUCAUGUGAGCUUACAAAGCAAAAUUCACGUAUUGAAUUGGAAAACAUAAAUUGAAUUACAUAUACAACCAUACCACACGUAAUUUGAAUGUUGUACGUUUGCUGUACUGAAACAAACCAUUUACAAUGCUACACAUCGGCAUGAUCAGGCUUAUUGAGGGUGAAGCAAUGCGUAACAUAGUUAGUGUGUAUCCUUUGGUCAUGCACUAACAGGAUAAUAAUGCAUUUGUGAGACAGCAAGAUACCGUAAUGUUCGCCUACGAUGCAGUAAAAUCCCAGUGUAAACUUUUUUACUACGCUAUUACCAUGACAAACUGUCAGUCAAAGUAUGUUUCAUCUGUUUCACAAAGGUCCUGCGUUCAUGUGCAUGAAACCAUUUCACAGCCUGUGUUUUUUCUGUAUUUCAAUCUUAGUAUGGUGAUGUGUCUAAUGCAGAUCAAACGGAUUGUUGUCGUCAUGAAUAUUUUGCUAAAGAAAAGCUAAAGGAAUGUAUAACUCACAAGGUGCACAAUAUCAUACAAGUAUUCAAGUGAGCUAGCAAAAUAAUGUUUGCCAAGGGUGUUAAUAAGUACACAAAAUAAUCAAUGUUAUCUGUGCGGAAUGCAGCGAAAAUGUAGCAAAAUGAUUUGGUGACCAAAUGUAAUGUAUAUAAAACUGUAUGUAGUAAACAGGCAUGAAAUGUGCGUGUUCAGAAUUUGAUAAGUUUUGAUUGCAAACGACAAGUGAGCUUUGCAAGAAAUCACAUUAAAUUGUUUAGACGUAUUUUGAGUAGAUCUGCAAUGAAGAACUGCUUUUUGGAUGCUGCAUAUUUGAAAAAUAUAAAAAUAAUUACGGCUGGGAGAGUUUCGGGAAAAUACUCUUAUAUUGAAGGAAGUAUUGUAAACAACAUGCUAUGUGUAUUGGUUUGGUUAACGCUGGAAUAAACAUUCCGCAAAUUGUUAGUUAUUGUAACUGCUAUUUAAGGUACUUAUACACAUUUGCAAUCAAUGUACAAACAUUUCUGCUGAAAGUGAAAGUGUAAUGUUUAUAUUGAGCAUUGCAGCUGCAUGAUAGGUUUGGAAAAUACUUUUGUUAUUUCCAAUAUUAUCGACCACUACUUAUGUCAAAAAUCUCACCCUCAUUAUCUCCCCUUUACUAGCGCAUUAAUUUUAAAUAAAGGUAUGCCAUGCAGCUAAACUGAUCAAUAGUGAAAAUAUGAAAAAAAUCGAAAAUUUCCCCAAAUUUACCUAUCUAUGUACAAUUAAAUUAUAGCUCAUAAGAAACUCAAUAUCUUGUGCAAGAUAGUAAAACCUUUAUACCAAAAAUUAGCUUUACAAUAUUUAUAAGCUGCCUGCAAAUGACUCCUACUGCGUGACACUCUACACAAGCACAUUUAAUCAGACCUGUCCUGGUCAUACAUAUUAUCGGAAAGUUUUGUUUCACUUGAAUCACUACCAUACAAAUCUAUUCCUGCUAACAUUUGUAACCCUUGCUUCUGAAUUAAACAGUGCCAUACAUAGCUGAUUCACAAAGUAAUAUUUAAAAAACACUUAAAAUUGAGUGCAGUAUAAACUAUGGUUUUCAAAGUAUGGGUUUGGAAAAGCAUUAUAUUUUGGAGUAGAAUUAUUUUUACAUACAUUUUUAUACUUUGCAAGCGACAAUGGAUAGAAUUUCGAUAGUUUGUCAUACUUGAAUAGUAUCGUUCGAAACAAUUAAAACCCAUUUUUCAGGUUGUAGAUGCUUUUAUAUAGUUUACAAAUUUCAGUUUGUAUUUUUCACGGAAAACGGUAUAUACUCCGCCAAGUAUUAAAUAUGUAUGUAACAAUGGGAGUAUCAUUCAAGUCCCAGAAUAAAUACCAUGCUACCUUUACAAUUUGCGCUUCCAUGGUGAUUACCUGAAAGUUUGCAUUUUUUACGCUGGUCAGCGUCAUUUGUUAACACAACACACACCGUUUCCCAAAAUGUUAAAGUGCAAGUGAUUUGCGCGUUGUCUUCGAGCAUCAACCGAUUAUUUACUUUACCUUUACUUACCUCUCAAUAAAGAGAGAAUAACCAAACGUUCUAUUUUAUUUUGCACUAUAAUCUUAAUGCGUUUUCCAACAUUCAGUACAAGCCAAUUGACAUUUUCUGCGUUACGUAUCUACGUCAUGUUAAUUUAAGAAUUAUAAAAUAUCGUUGUCCAAGUCAUCGUGCGUAGAAAAAUAACCGUUUCGGUUGGUAGAUUUUUCACAUCGAUACGUUAUGUUGCAUAAUUAUAAUAAAACAGUUCGUGUAUGCUCUGAAGUCCAAAUGUAUUCCCUUAAUAAAGCAGUCAAGAUAUAUGAAAUGAUGGAUCAAUAGUAAACCAAAAUGAAACAAAACGUAAGAAAUUCUAUUGCUUCGCUUAAAAGAAAAUCAGUCGACUGCAUAUACUCCUGCUAGUAAAUGCAUUUGGUCGGUUUAAGGUCGGUAAACAGAGCAAUGUAUCACACCUAUAAGAACCACAACAAUGUAUAAUAUUUAAAAGAGCUUGAAUAUACACGUAAACGCGCUAUACAUUAAACAUUGAAAAACGAAAAUAUAUAUUCUAGUUGUGUAAUACAUUUAGCAACGUAAAUAACGAUCUUUUUUUUUGCUGCAGAGGUACACUGCAUUCGACCAGCGUAAUUUAACAUUGACUUUUAGUUUUCUAUCAAAGACAAAAUUCAUGUUUUAAAAAUAUUACCUUAAAGCACUAAUUUUGGUCAGCGGAGAAAGCUCUUGAUAAUGUGUGCGUUUAUUUAUUGAACAUUGAUAUUGAACAACAUACUUUAAAACAAAUGUGUGGCCAUUAAUUGGCCAUAUUUAACAGAAACAGAAGCAAACAAACAAUAGCAUGAUAUAUUUAACGAAAGCAAAAUAAAUGAAUGUAUGCAAGCCGAAGAAAAGUAAUCAGCAAUGCAAGCAAACAGAAUGGAAGGAAAAUAGACUAAUAAAAAGCAUUCUAAAGGAAAAUAUGCGACUUCACGUUAAAUAGUGCUUAAAACAAAAUUUUGAACAUAUAUUUGUGUUUCCGAUAUCAUAAAAUGCUCAUCCUUUAUAACCACCACAAAUCACAUCUCAAAUGCAUAAAACAUACUCCAAUGCAUCAUUCUUACCGCAACGGGAAAACAAAAAACAAAUUUUUGAGUGAACAAUGAAAUACAACACCCGAAUGACGAACAAGUGAUUAAUAAAAGUCACUGAAAUGGGAAACCAUCUACUUCACAAUAAAAGAGCCUUGAAUGUUCCGAAAUUUUAAUAUUAACGCUAACAAGAAUAUUUCAGAAUAUUGCUAUCUUCGGUACGUUGCUCUACGGGUGGUGCUUUUCUCUCUCUCUCUUUCUCUUUAGCCUAACGAGCUCGUAGGUCAUGCCCUGCUAUUUCUGGCUUUCGAAACCUAAUAAUAUCACGUAGUUGGAUAAUCAGCCCUCAUUACGGAGGAACGGGGGAUGGGAUUGGAACCCCGGUCCCGGCCGUAUGAGGACUGGCGCGGUUGUCGCCUCUACCACCGGGCCGCAUGUUACUGCCAGUUAUUAACAAUACGGGUUUUUUUAAAUUAUUAAUUAUCUAUGUGUAUGUUUCCAUGUGAGAUAAAUCAAAAACGGUAAUAAUUGAUCCACUUCUCCUUCGAGCGAAAUCAAUUAUCAACUUGAGACAUCUAUAAAAUUAACAUAAUUUAAUUUUUUUUUAAUUUGUUGCUCGGUGCCUACACCGAAAUCUAGUAAACGUGGGUAAAAUUAACAAACAAACUGAUGCUAUUUCCUGUGUUCAUUAAUCCGCUAAACUUAUAACCCCCUCGUCACUCGUCGUAAUUUAGACUUUAUUUGAAAUGUUCACGUUCAAACUGCAGCGUAUAUUCCAUUCUAACAAAAGUUUCGCUUAAAGAGGGCGCCAUAGUCUUCAGGGAGAAAACGAUUGGCUUCAAAUCAAAAAUAUGCUCAAAGCGAACAAUUUAGUCCGGUCCUUUUCGGCGUGUCCGGCUGUGAAGUGGGCUGAACGAGGCGCACUCGUAACGCAGUAUUAAGUAUGCAGUUAUUGUUACUAUCUUUGUGUGGGUUUCAAAAUUGCGUUAUAUUAAUAACACAGUUGCAUUAAACUAAUCCGUUUCACCCAAAACAGAAUUUUGUAAAGCGUUCUAGUCUGUUCAUCUUCGAUUGUUGAAAAUGAGAUCGACGGUUCCAUGGUGUUCCAUAGUUAAUUCUUAGUAACAGUGAAUGGUGAGAAUAAGAGUUUGUUACAAACAUUUUAAGCUCCAAAGUGACCGAGACGACGUUAGAAUUAUACUCGAAUGGCGCGAUAACGACCCUAAAGAGCACAGCUGUAAUGAAUGAAUGCUUUUCUUCCCCUCUUUGUAGUUUCUGUAAUGGUAGGAGCACUGUCACCACAUUUGCUGCAGAUGUAAAGCAGGUUGCGCGUACUUUUCCCUCCAAACGCAUGCAGCUGGCCGAGAUAAAGAUACGCUACUGAUGCGCCGCAGCACGGCUCGAGGUUAGGGAAUGUGAAGCUGCAUAAUCUUAAGGGGAGGUGAUAAUUAUGCUAACGCGAUUUCUGCUAAGUUGUAGAAAUAGGCUACAAUAUCUAGACUUUGUAGGACGACGAACCUACUGAGAAUGCCGAAGAGAAAUAGAGUCAUUUAGAAUUAAUAAUGCGGUAUGUCGUGUGCCAGACAAUAUGUUGUUUAUAAUUAAAUACUUUUAACAAUGUAUUUACAACUACAAAAAUAGUGUUCUUUUUUUAACUGACUUUUGCCGUUAUUUUUUAGUAAUGAUUUGAGUAGCAAUCACUCUUGUGAUCUUGUGUUUUCUGUCUCCAGAUAUGCAAAUUGUUAUGCACGAUUGUAGGGGGCCCUGGAAUGUAGGGGGCCACUCUGUUCGAAUAUUCUGCUCUACACAAUAUAAGGAGUUUCAUUAAGAAUCUUUGACGACGAACUGUUUGUAAAUAAAAUACAACAAUUAAAAAUGCGAGCUCUGUAAUGUUCUAAACAGACAGACAACAGACUUCAGUUUACAAACAGAAAAGAUACGUUUUGCUUCUCAUUGAGCUAAAGCCAAGAAAUCGAAUUGACGGCGUACCAGGUAAACCACAUACUCUCGCACGCUCAAUCUCGCUCCCGCUGCCUUUCGCUCGUUUAUCACUCUCUGCAAUGCUCAGGAGUCUCUUGCGUUGCCACAAAAGCAUAAACCGAGAGCAUAUACGUACACUUAAGUUUUGUGUUGCCUCCCCUUCAACUUUCAAUCUGCAACUUCGUGCUGCUCUAAGCUUACACGACUUAAGCUACGCUGAAGCAAAGGUACAAUCCAUUAGCGGUGUAUCUUUAUCUCAGUCAGGUGCAUGGGUUAGGAGGGAAAAGCACGCGUAAUUUACCAGGCUCUGGAGCACAUGCGGAGUGAUUUCCCCUACUUUAGCGGCCGCGCUCGGGCUCGUAGAAACUAUAAAAGUGGAAGGACAUACCGAUUCAUUCAUUACAGUUGUGCUUUUUAUCGUCGUUGUAGACUCGAACACGUUCGUCUCGCUUAUAGCUCAACUGUGGUGGUUCGGAAUCGACUGUAGUGUCUUAAGUGCUAGCGCGCAGUGUUUGGAUGUGCGCACCUGAACUGUACACGGCUCUAGCAUAGAUCAUAGGAAGCUUGGUUCAUGGAUUGAUAAAGUGUGUGCAAAGUGUUGGCGUGAAAUAUUAUCUGCUGAUAGUACGCAAGAAGUGAAUCAAAUUUUGCAUACGGCUCUAUGACUGCGACAAGACCGCCACCAACAAGGGACAUUUGUUUUUUGUUUGCUGUUUCGUACAAAUUGAGUGCGGGGCAGAUUUCGUACACGGUGCAGAGAUUCAUUUGGCCGUCGCAGUUAAAUGCACAAAUAGUAGUAGUUGCGUUGACUGUAACCUCGUCAAAAACCAAAACGCACACAAAUCACCCGAACGGUAGCAAGUGUCGCGGUCGCGUUGCGAAAGAUGUUCAUCGAUUCGUAUAUUGUGGGAUUGAUGCGUAAAGAGUUCUUUGAUCCAUUAAGCGCCCGAAAAACAUUGCUCGUAUUCUGUUGUGCGUUGUCCUGUGUUCUAUUCGUGCAGUACAUAUUUCGCUUGCUGAGCCAGAUUAAGAAGCUGCCGCCUGGUCCGUGGGGUGUACCAAUAUUUGGCUACCUGACUUUUAUAGGUCAUGAAAAGCACACGCAGUACAUGAAGCUUGCCAAAAAAUAUGGUGCACUGUUUAGCGCUAAGCUGGGUGCCCAGCUGACGGUGGUUAUAAGCGACUACAAAAUCAUUCGGGAGGCAUUUAAAACGGAGGAAUUCACUGGCCGACCCCACUCACCAUUGCUGAAGACGCUUGGAGGAUUCGGCAUAAUUAAUAGCGAGGGACCUUUGUGGAAAGAUCAACGCCGUUUCUUGCAUGAAAAACUACGUAAUUUCGGCAUGACGGUACUUGGAAAUAAGAAGCAUCUCAUGGAAAAUCGAAUAAUGACCGAAGUGACAGAAUUGUUGGUAACGUUGAGCUCGGUCGAAAAUAAGUCCACUGAUCUCAGCCGUUAUCUGUCCGUGUCGGUGAGCAAUGUCAUCUGCAAUAUCAUAAUGUCGGUUCGCUUUUCGAUCGAGGAUCCCAAAUUCAAGCGGUUUAACUGGCUGAUAGAGGAAGGAAUGAGACUUUUUGGCGAAAUACACACCAUUGACUAUAUUCCUCAAAUACAGUAUUUGCCCGGCAACAUCAACGCGAAAAACAAAAUAGCAAAAAAUCGUGAAGAAAUGUUUGACUUUUAUCGGGAAAUUAUCGAAGAACAUAAGAGAACGUUUGACAACAAUAACAUCCGCGACAUUGUCGAUGCCUAUCUUGCCGAGAUCGAAAAAGCACAGGCUGAAGGGCGGGAUGGAGAACUGUUCGAGGGCAAAGACCAUGAAAUUCAGAUGAUGCAGGUGAUUGCAGAUUUGUUUUCUGCCGGUAUGGAAACAAUUAAAACGACGUUGCUGUGGUUGAACGUGUUUAUGCUCCGUCAUCCUGAUGCGAUGCAGCGUGUUCAGGAUGAGUUAGAUCAGGUGGUUGGACGCAACCGGCUUCCCAAAAUCGAAGACGUCCCUUACUUGCCAAUCACUGAAACGACGAUUUUGGAGGUGAUGAGAAUAUCCAGCAUAGUGCCAUUAGCAACUACUCACUCUCCUAAGAGUGACGUUGUUAUCAAUGGUUAUACAAUACCUGCUGGGUCUUACGUUGUGCCACUAAUUAAUAGUGUCCAUAUGGAUCCAAACCUGUGGGACAAACCGGAGCAGUUUAAUCCCAGCAGGUUCUUGGACGCCGAAGGAAAAGUCCACAAACCCGACUACUUCAUACCGUUUGGAGUCGGUCGACGACGAUGUCUUGGGGAUGUGUUGGCACGCAUGGAACUGUUUCUCUUUUUUUCUUCAAUUAUGCACACCUUCACAAUAGAGCUGCCGGAAGACGAGCCAAUGCCCGGUUUAAAAGGAAUUAUCGGAGUCACAAUCAGUCCACAGGCAUUUCGCGUCAAUCUUAUACCACGUCCACUACAAACCGCGCUGGCCAAUAUGCACACCAUGGGAAUGUGCUAACAAUGUUAGUACUCCACUCCCGAGACAGUGGACGAUACGCCUCAGCUGUCUUACCAGCGUCGAUCGGAGAAAUUUAACGACCUGAUCUUUUUAAAAACAAAGCAGAGCAGAAGUAAUAUCAUUUUACGAGCACGGUAUGUUCCUAGAGUAAUACACACUUUAAAUCAUCAUUGAAGAAAAAAGAAACAAAUACGAGUACGGUAUAGAACAUGAAACAAAAUCACUAUAAAUUAUGCUUCCAACGCAUCAGUGUGAUGCGGAUCAUUACGUUUGUAUGUGUUCGAUCACUACUAGUCAAUUCCGGUCGGAACUGUUUCUGUUUUUUUUAUUUGCAUUUUACUAGGCGAAAGCAUUAUUUAUAAUUUUCUCAACUUAACUUUCCCUGACAAAACCUGUCAGUAGUAGGAUUGCUGUCGAGUCGUAUAAUAAAAAGCAAAUCAAAAAAACAAAACUUAAAAAACGCAUCUAUGACGAAACAAAGCCAAGGUAUACAGGAACGUCUAAAUGAGCCAACCAAAUCAUAUCGAAAAUAUGAGUGGAGAUGUGGGGCAGGAGACUGCACAAAAGAUUAAGGAAUUUCCUUUAUUUAACAUGCAGAAACUAUCGCCCGAACAAUAACUUUAAAUUUGGUAGUUGGUAGCACAUAGCAUCACAGUCAAUGUUGCUAUAGAAAACCUUAUUUCAAUGAUCCAUGACAAAAUAAAACAAAACAAAAAAUCUAGCUGUUUUAGAUCGCGCGCUGACAAUCAACUGUGUCAUUAAAUCUUGAAAAUAACAACAGUGGAAUCUGGACAAUGUACGAUAAUUGUUCCAGAUGGCAGAAUUAUUCCCAAAAAACAAUGUGUUCAUCGUAUAAGUUUUUUUUUUUGCAAACAGUAAGAUAGGUCUGGAAAGAUAUUUAAAAGCAUUUGAUUUGCGAGUGCAACUUGCGAGAAAUAGCAUAAGGUUGAGCAUGAAGUUACUAGCAAUUAGAUUUAUUGUUGAUUGCCAUAUGUCGUGUAAGGUGCGAUUAAGUUAUCGAAAGGUACGUCAGUGGAGAAGUAAAUAGUAGAAAUUAAAAAAUACAAAAACACACACAUACACUCUGUAUAGUUGUCUACUUGUCCUUUGUAGAAAAUUAAUAGGUUUAAUACACAGUAGUAAUGAUGUUGACAACGUUAUUUGCAUUGAAAACGGUUGGAGAUUCGCAGUGAUAAGGUUACUACUGGUCAAUUUCGUGAAGCUAAGCUCACAUUCACAUUCUAUACACGACAAUAAAUGCGGUGAGGAUCUUCGCUUCGACAUGUUCAUAACUAACAGACUAUCUCUUAGCACACAAACCCGUAAUUGCUGAUGUUUAUUUUUGUUUAUUAGUUAGGAACGGCUUGGCCGUAUUACUGUUGUUUAUUUUUUGUAAAAGUAAAUAACUCAUUCUUAAUUUAAUAUUUUUGAGGUACUUUUAUUGCUAUGGAAGUAAAUAAACCUUGACAUCGGCGUUUCACAGCACACAGCACUCCUGAAUAAACGAAACAGCUUGUGUGCAAGCAAAAUGAUUGCGCGAAUGUGAGACCUUAACUGGUAUUGCCAGUCUUUAAGUUUUUUUUUACAACCAACAUCGAAACUGUUAUAUUUAAGAGCAAUAGAGUAAUAUUUUCGGCGAUUGUUGCUACAACAAGGUAAUAGGAACAGAAUAGUGCCUUAGUUUAUUUAUUUUGUUACGCUGUUUCUGUAGCAACUAUCCAUAGGUACAAAAGCUAAAGGACAAGGACAUCCCAGGAAUGUAAAUUGCUGCUGGUGCAUGCGAUGAUUAACAAACGCGUCGUUUUACUCGUAACACAUGACGUAAGUUAAGCAUAAUGGUAAUAAAAAAGACUCAAAGUGCAAA